This is a messenger RNA of Mercenaria mercenaria, 7314 nucleotides long. RefSeq lists its product as uncharacterized. The coding region runs from base 304 to 2577 and encodes 757 amino acids. Lineage: Eukaryota; Metazoa; Mollusca; Bivalvia; Venerida; Veneridae. The transcript has 17 exons. The record is from RefSeq and is a predicted model, not a curated record.
UCUUGAAAAUGUAAAGGGGUGUGGCGGGAGGAAAGAUUUUAACUUGUACUUUUGUAAGUUACAUCGGAACUAAGAAAGUUGCAUGUGACCAUUAAAUAGUGGUUUAGCAGAGGACUUGUUCAAUAAACACCAGUAUGAGAAACUUCUAUAUAACACAGGAGCCAAAUUCAUUCACAGGUAUUACGGAUUGCCUGGCAAAGACGGCACGGUUAUUACUCAGAAUAAUAAACAAAAUAAGUUGUUAUAUUUGUACCUUGAUAUUUUAAUUUAAAAAAAAAAAGAUUAGACAGUUAUGGCCCUAAAAUGGCGAUCUCUGAUGUGUUUCUUUUCAGUGCUCAGCUUAGACUUGGAUAUGGUUAUAUCUUAGAGUAUCAAGACGUUGAAGUGUAUGACACAUACCUAGAACGAAAGGUCUUUUCCAAUGCUUUGGUUGGCAAAAAGCCUUUUGUAAACCCUAUUCAGCGUUUUGAAAACUUUGAUUUUCCGCCUUCAGCAAAGUUUAGCAUGGAUCCUCUUCAAACAAACAUUAUGAGAAAUCCUAACUUGAUUAUACCAGAAUUAAACUGCAAUAUUAUGGAGGACAUUUAUUAUGCAUCUGACAAGAGAUUGACGCGGGUCAGUUCAAUUACCAGUCUUCAGGAUAUGUAUGACACUGUCAAGUCGUCAGGGGGACCAGAUCUAAAAUAUGAUGAUACUGUUGAUUCAACAUUGACAAGAGGAUACUAUCCAGUAAUAUUCAUUGGAAAAAAUGAGACAACAAAAAACUAUGGUCAAUGUAGAUCUAACCUCUAUAUAAGAUACAAUGCUAAGUGUCCACCAUUAGACAAACUGUUCCGUGAAUCAGUAGAGUCCAGACCAUGUUCUGAUUCUGUAGGUGGUUACUGUGAUGUUAAAUGUGACUCUUCACAAGCAGUGAUGUCAGCACCUACACCUUACUACAUCACCUGUGGAUCACUGGGUGUCUAUGAUUACAGGGCUCCUUUUGCUGAAACAUACUAUCCUGCUUGCGAAGCCACUGUACCAGCAAACUAUCGGCUUGAUGUUUCCAUGCAGUUUAUGUUGGAAAUUACAUGUACUAACAUCCCAGAUACUACUCUCAGUAAAAUGGAUGAAGAAAUGCGGAACACAUUUGUGGAAAACAUAAAACCAAAAUGGAUUAACAUUUGUGAGGGUGCAUGCACUAACCUGAUAGAUGUACAGUACAAGUGCGGGAAUGCAAACAAUGUAUUUGUGAAGUUUUCCCUUGUGUUAACAAGUUUGACUUUAGAGGCAGUAGGCGGUGGUUCAGCUGAUAUAGAGGAUGUUCUCAAAAUUGUUAUCAAGAUCGAAAAUCUGCUGGAUAUAUCUACGAUAUCAGGUGCGAUCUUAGUUGUGGAGAGUGUAGUUAUAAAUAGAUUGACUGUGUGUGAAACAGGACAUAGACUUGUCAGCACAGACAAUGUACCAGUUUGUGUUCCAUGUUCAGAGGGCUAUUACUUAACAAAUGGCGAUUGCAAACCCUGUGGUUAUGGAUACUAUCAAGAUGAAAGAGCACAAACAGAAUGUAAGAAAUGUGAAAAUGACAAAACAACAUAUCGGAAAGGUGCCUAUAACGCUCUUGAAUGCAAAGUGUACUGUCCAGUCGGUUAUGAAAGAAAUAUCACUGAAGAAGUUUGUCGUCUAUGUAAAAGAGGUUUUUAUAAAGAUAAUGUAGGGGAUGAUAAGUUUGGAUCUUGCAGACAGUGUCCAAAGGAUACAACAGAUACGAUGGGAGCUAUUUCAGUUGAUAACUGCUCAAUACCUGCAUGUAGCAAAGGACAGUAUAUAGAGGAAGGAGUUUGUCACCCUUGUCCUAAAGAUUCGUACUCAGAUGUUGAGCUGCCAAAUACCAAAACGGCAUGUAUCACAUGUGGAACAUUGAGAGAAACAUUAUUUGAAGGCUCGACAUCAGAUGAUUGCAUGACAAUAGAAAGAACCAGCACAACACAGAAGACACCCGAAAAAGAUGUUUCUGAUGGAAUUAAAUUGUAUUCAAUUAUUGGUGGAGCAGUUUCUGGAAUGGUACUUUUGGUCAUUCUUGUGGUUAUAGCUGUAUGUUUCUAUAAAAGAAGACAACAUGUAUCUAGGAAACCAGAGAACAGUGCCAGUACAGCAAACGUUACCGAUGACAAUGAAGACGGGGUCCACUACCUAAGCCUCGAUGAUAUGCGGAUAUCGAUGUCAGACACAGAUGAUGUGCACUUAAGAAGGCCUGCUUUGCCACGAAGACAAGUUGUAGAUGACACAACCUCUUAUAUGGAGCCUAUAAGCCGAAUUGUCAAUGAUGUUUCCUAUCCAGGACAAAACAGUGAGGCGACUGGGACAGAUGAUGCUAGCCAGCAAGAGGCGGGAUACUACUCCCUACAAUCUGACAGAGACAAUAAUGCUUUGUAUACAAGGCUAGUGAUAGGAGAUAAAUCAACCACUAGAAGUGAGGCGACUGGGACAGUUGAUGCUAGUCGACAAGAGGCAGGAUACCACUCCCUACAAUCUGCCAGAGACAAAAAUGCUUUGUAUACAAGGCUAGUGAUAGGAGAUAAAUCAACCACAAGAUGCUGAGGGAGACCAACACAGUUAUGACCAUCUAUGAGCCAACAGGACAAACAACGCAUGUGUUUUGAAACGGCCUGUUGAAGUGAUAUUAAUUAAAAAUUGUUAUUUUGUCCCCUCCCCCGCACUUUUUUCACAUAGGGUUUCCCUUGCCUGAUACAUUAGGUGGUAGAAGGUAAGACCUAGGGCAAUAGAAAAACAUUUUAUUCAUUUUAUUAACACUUAAUAAAAUCUGAAAGUCUAUUAUUCCUCAAGUGGUUAUGCUAUUGUUUUCAAACAGUAAACCAAAUUUUUGGGUAAGUCUGUCCGAAUUUGUGUCAUUCAUAUCUUAAAAAGUAUUAGACCAGUCAUCAAACCUCACAGAAUUGUUAUCAGCACAAGAAGUUAUGCACUUGGUGCUUUAAUUAGGAUCUCACACAGCCAGACCAGAGCUAUGGCCCUUGACUUAUUUAAAAUAUGCACAACAAUGGCCUGAGUUUGUGUCGCAUGUAUUGCCAAACGUGUUUGACCCAGGAUUCUGAAACAUUACAGGAUUUUAUCUGGCACGUGAAGCUUUGAACCUCUAGUUUUAUAUAUAUUUCUCAGCCAGACUAAAGCUAUGACCCAGGACUUGGUAAAAAUAUGCAUGAAAGGGCAUAAAUGGUUGUCUCGCACAUAUCUCAAAUAUAGUAUUUGGCCCAGUGUCCUGAAACGUCAUAGGAAUAACAUUCAGCAUGUGAAAUUGUGCAUCUGGGAUUUUGUUCCGGAUUUCUGUCAGUCAAGCCAGAGUAAUGGCUUAAAUUGUCAAAACUAUACGUAAAAGGCAUACAAGCUUGUGCUGCAUGUAUAUCAAGAAGUAAUUGUCUUAGAGUCGUAAAACUUCAGCCGAUUUCCGUAUAGCAUAUAAAGUUGCGCAACCUUUUUGUUCUGUUCAGUAUUCCACUCAGCUAAAUCAGAGUUAUGGUCCUUGAUUUAGUGAAAAAUACACAAAGUGCUUAAGGUUUGUGUUGCAUAUACGCAUCUUAAGAAACAUUCCACCUGGAGUCACGAAACCAUGUAGGAAUAUUAUUCAGCAUGUGAUUUUGUGCAACAGAGUUUUUUAUACUAUGCAAAAACAGUGUUUUGUACCUUGACAUAACUAAAAAAUAUUUUUAAAAUGUGUCCCGUGUUCUCAAAAUGUACUUGACCUACAGUCGUAAAAUACAAAGCAUGCGAAAUUGUGCACUUGGUGUUCUCUUUGGGAUAUUAGUUAAACCAGAGCUAAUGUCAGAGAGGUACAUGUUUCCUAUGGACACAUAUCUAGUUAUCAUUACCUUUUAUGUAUUUGUUAAAAUGACAUCUAAAUUGUUCAAUAGCUUAAUUGCUAAUAUGAUAUUUAAAGAUAAAUUUAAUCCUAGAAAAAAAGUGUAGUUAAGAAAAAGUGCUAGAUUUUUUUCAUAGCUAAUUUAAGUUGAUGUUUUACAGGUAAUUAUGCAAGCUUCAUAACUAUGUUACCAAAAUGGUUUAAGGUUGUGCUUUGUGGUAUAUUUCAUAAAAAACUUUUUCAAGCACACAUUAUUUAAUAACACUACAUGCUAAUGUUAUGACCUUUUUUCACCCGCACAACAGGGCGCCUGCAGGUCAAAACGUACCCAAACCAAACUACACAUGUUUACCCAAUUCGUGGUGAAUUAGUGUAUGUAAAAGUGCUGUAAUUUCUAUUUAUGCGUUUCUGCCAAAACAAGAAAAUUAUAUUUUUUCGCGCUUCGCUGGCUCUCGUUUUCCUACAAAACAAAAGUAAAUAUUUAAAUUAUUUUUCAUUCGCUGCCUCAAUUUAUCGCAGAAAAGCUUUUGAGAUCGCCCUUCGUCCGUCGUCCGUCCGUUCACAAUUUCCUUGUGAACACGAUAGAGACAACAGUUUGUGUUUGAUUUUACUCAAACUUGCACACAACUUGAAUGGGCAUAAUAAAUCGGUUCCUUUCGAAAACUGGCCUGAUCCCAUCAUGGGUACUAGAGUUAUGGCCCCUUAAAGGGCCAAAAUCUGCUAUUUUGGCUUGUGAACACGAUAGAUACAACAUUUUGCAAUCAACUUUAAUCAAAUUUGCACACAACUAGUAUUGGCAUAAUAUCUCGGUUCCUUUCGAAAACUGGCCAGAUCUCAUCAUGGGUUCCAGAGUUAUGGCCCCUUAAAGGGCCAAAAUUUGCUAUUUUGGCUUUUGCAGCCAUAUAGAGACUUAAUUUAUGGUUUGAUUUCAUACAUUUUUGGCUUGUUAACACGAUAGAGACAACAUUUUGCAAUUAACUUUAAUCAAACUUGCACUCAACUUGUAUUGGCAUAACAUCCCGGUUCCUUUCGAACACUGGCCAGAUCCCUUCAUGGGUUCCAGAGUUGUGGCCCCUUAAAGGUCCAAAAUUUGCUAUUUUGGCUUUUGCAGCCAUAUAGAGACUUAAUUUAUGGUUUGAUUUGAUACAAACUUGCAAAAUAUCUUCAACAACAAUAAAUCUUGGAUUCCAUGAUGAAUCUGUCAGAACCAGUUAUAGGUCCCAGAGUUAUUUUAUAUCUGAUUACCUCCCCUGAUUUUAAUCGAAAUAGAUUUAUAUCAGUAAGUACUUAUAGGACUCAUUUGAAAGGCCAUUAUUGUCAUUAGUUGGACUGAGACAAUCAGGGUAGAUAACUAUGGACUGAUUUUAUGUCAAAUUACCUCCAUUUAUUUCAAAUUAAAACGGCUAUAUCUACGUAACUAAUGAAGAUACUGACCUGAAAUUUCAUUUAUGCCAUCAGAUUGACUUGGACAAUCAGUGAUGAUACAUAUUGACUGAAUUUAUGACUAAUUACCUCCCUUUAUUUUUUAUGUAAAUGAAUAUACCUAGCAGCUUUAAUGAGAUUGGUUUGAAAGGUUAUUUAUGUUUUUCAUGAUAAGAAAUAGUCAUGUUAGAUAACUCUUGAUUGAAUGUUUAUUGAUAUGAAUACUUUUUUUAAUAUAUUGUUGUAAAAGCUUGUACUCUGUAUCUUCUACAUGCAUUUACCAAUGCAUGAUUACCUCCCCUGAUUUUUUAUAAAAAUGGUAAGAGCGUUGGUCUACGGAUCGCAGGGUCGUGAGUUCGAUCCUCGGGCGGGGCGUAUGUUCUCCGUGACUAUUUGAUAAACGACAUUGUGUCUGAAAUCAUUAGUCCUCCACCUCUGAUUCAUGUGGGGAAGUUGGCAGUUACUUGCGGAGAACAGGUUUGUACUGGUACAGAAUCCAGGAACACUGGUUAGGUUAACUGCCCGCCGUUACAUGACUGAAAUACUGUUGAAAAACGGCGUUAAACCCAAAACAAACAAAUUUUAUAAAAAUGGAUUUAUCUAAGUAAGUAUUUAUAGGACUCAUUUGAAAUUUCAUUAUUGUCAUAAGUUGGACUGAGACAAUCAGUGCAGAUAAUAUCAACUUUUUUAUGUCAAAUUACCUCCCUUGUUUCAAAUGGGUGUAUCUCAGUAACCAGUGAAGAUACUGAUUUCAAAUGUCAUUUAUGCAAUCAGAUGAACUCGGGCAAUCAGGGUAGAUAACUUAUUACUGAAUUUAUGACAGAUUACCUCCCUUUAUUUUAUGUAAAUGAAUAUACCUUAGCAGCAUCAAAUGACAUUGGUUUUAAAUGUUAUUUAAGUCUUCCAGGGUAAGAAAUAGUCAUGCUAGUACAAAAAUGCAGAAUUUGAGCCUAGAACCCUCAAACUUGAUAUGGAGAUUUGUCAUGACUAGUAUGUGACGCAUAGGUCAAAAGGGACAGUUACAAGAAAUUUUUAUCCUGAUAUUUAAUGUGUACGCCAUGUGAUCUAUGUCAAAACUUGAUCUUAUCAUAAAGAGCAAUGGUACUCAGGUGAGCGAUAUAGGGCCAUCAUGGUCCUCUUGUUAUGUUUGCAGGUGAUAUCUAACAAAUGCCAUAUCAUUUUGUGUAAAUCAUGAACUUUGUUUAAUGCAACUUUUAACAUACUGUUUUUUCUUUGAUUAUGUAAGUAGUUUUUCUUGUUAUCUCAUGUAUAUAAAUAUUGUAUAUUUAAUAACCAGAGAAAAGAGAAAAUAGAAAUAAAUAGUAUAUAUAUGUAUACAUAUGUUCCAAUUUUAAUUGCAUACAUGUAUUUCCGUAGCAAUUUAGCUAAUCUUCGCUGACUCCUGUUUUCCGAGAAAAAAACAAAUAUCGAGGGUCCAACGCAAUAAGGGCGUAUCUACAUAUAGUUAUUAUAUGUAGAUACGCCCUUAUUGCGUUGAACCCUCGAUAUUUAAAGUACUUUUCACUCGCUGCCUCAGUUUAUCUCAGAAAAAAAUGUGAUGUUAAUUAGCCUUAGAUUUAUAGAAAUGUAUUAAAUAUAUUCGGUUACACAUAUUUUAAUAUUUGAAGGUGACAUUGCUGUGUAAAUAUCUAACAAAUGCCUUAUUAUUUUGUAUAAAUGAGCUGUGCCAUGAGAAAACCAACAUAGCGACCAGCAAAGAUCCAGACCAGCCUGCGCAUCCGCGCAGUCUGGUCAGGAUCCAUGCUCUCCGCUAACAGUUUCUCUUAAUUCCAAUAGGCUUUGAAAGCUGAUGCGCAGGCUGGUCUUGAUCCAUGCUGGUCGCAAAGCCACUAUGUUGGUUUUCUCAUGGCGCGGCUCAAAUCGUGAACUUAGUUUAAUGCAAUUUCCAUCACCUUCUUUUAACAUACUGUGUUUUCUUUGAUUAUAUAAGUUUUGUUCUUGUUAUCUCGUGUAUGUAAAUAUUGUAUAUUUUAUAACCAGAGAAAAGGGAAAAUAUAAAUAAAUAGUAAAUAUGUAUGGUA